AUGAAAGUAAUAUAUAAGAUAACAUGUAUAAUUUUUUUUUUUAAAUAAAUUUAUAUAUAUUUAUACAUUCAAGUAUUGAUUAUUUAUUUAAGUAAUUUAAUUAAAACACAAGUUAAAACAUUUAAUUUUUUAAUAAUCAAUAUUAUUUUCAAUGGAAUGUUCAUGAAACUUGUGACCUGCCAUCUAUAUAUAAAUAUAAAAAUAUUUGUUACCUUUUUCGUGUUUAUACUUCAAACCUAUUAAAAUUGUACACAUGGAUUAUAUAUUUAGAUAUUACUCAUAUACUGUUUAAAUAAUUAGUGAAUAAUUUAUUAUUUUUUUAUUAAGGUAGGAAAAAUUAUAGUAUACUUUAUUUAGACGAACAUUAAUGAAACAUUAUCGUCAUUUGUUAUGUUUUAUAUAAUAAACUAGAAUGUAUAAGUGUCAGUUAUGAUUAUGACAUUAAAUUUCGUAAUUAAUUAAUUGAUGUUAAAAAUAUGAUAAUUAUUUUAUUGUUUUUAAUGAAUAUUUUGUAAUAUAACAUAGAUUUUACAUUAUAAAUAUACAUGUUUUUUUAUAAUCUUAAAAGAUAAAUUGUACAAUCUUAAAAGAUAGAUACUUAAUAAUUCUAAUAAUACAUCAUGUAUAAUACUGGACCACCACCACCUUAUGAAUCACCUCCAUAUGCACCACCUGGUUAUUCACAAACAGUGGGUGGUGUUCCACCUGCUAGUCCUUUUACAUCUGCUGAAACCUAUACAAAUGGACCAACUAUAGUAACAACAAUUGUUCCACUUGGACCAGGGUCAACACAUACAAUUUGUCCACAUUGUCAUGCAGAAAUUGAUACUACAACGAAAACAGAACCUGGAAUGAUUGCUUAUAUAUCUGGUGUAGUAAUUGCAUUAAUGGGAUGCUGGUUUGGAUGCUGUUUGAUUCCAUGCUGUAUUGAUGAAUGUAUGGAUGUUCAUCAUAGUUGUCCUAACUGUAAAGCUUAUUUGGGCCGUUACAGGAGAUAAAGUAAUACAAUAGUAUUUAUUGCAUUUUGUUUUAAAACUAUUUAAAAGUUGCAUUAUAUAUUGAUAUAUAAUAUAGAACAAUUUUUAAUCUUUAUUAAAAAAUAUUUUCAAAGUUUUAAAUAUACAUAAUUAGACUUAAAUAUUUUUCACAUAAAAGUUUGAUAUAUAAAUGCACAAUGCAAAGUUGCAUAUGAUAUUACAAAUAUAUUUGAUACUUAACACUUUUAAAAGAAGUCAAUAAUAAUAUGGAUUUAAAUAUUAAAUAAAAAAGUUCCUAAAGAUUAAUUUUGCUGAUAUGCUUAUAAACUUUUUCAUCAAAAAAAUACAAAAUAAUUGAAUCAAAUGUACAAAUGGUUAUAAAAUUUAUUAAUAAUUUUGUUUAUAAUAAGUAUUAUAUAACAUAAAUUUUCAUAUGUAACAUAUAUAUAAAUUACUUCUUAAUUGAAAAUAUUUUGAGUACCAUUUCUGUUGGAUACAUAAAUGUUAUACAUAAAAUAUUUCUUUAUUUAAUGUAUUAAUGACUAACAACAAAUAUAAUUAAAAAUCUAUUUUUUUAAAUUGUUAAAAGUAUUGAACUUACACAAUUUAUAUCUUAUAUUUAUAAAAUUUAAUUUAAUGUGUGUGUGUAUAUAUAUGUAUAUAUAUAUAUAUAUAUACACAUAAAAUAUAUAUACACAUAUAAUAUAUUAAUAACAAUAUAUUAUUGAAAAUACAUAUCUUUUGAAAAUAAUGUGUAUUGUUUUUUUUACAAUGAUUAUAAAAAAUUGUAUGUUUUUAGACAAAAAUAAAUACUUUAUAAUAUAUAAUAUAUAAUGAAAUUAUAUUUUAAAAAUAAAAUAUUAAUUAAUAAUGUCAAUAUAAAAUAAAAUUGAUGUAUUACAUAUUAUAUAUAAUUAAUAUCUAUUUUUAAUUUUUAAUAAAAAUAAGAAUGUAACAAUAUAAAUGCAAAUAUAAUAUAUAUAUUCUUAUACAUUUAUAUAAUAUUAUUUAUACUUUUUAUAAAAUAUUUUGUUAGUACGAUAUUGUACAAAAAUAUUUAUUUUCAAUAAAAUAAUAUGAUUUUUAUUUUUUUUAUAAUUAGCAUAUUUGUUUUAAUCAAAAAUUAAUUAUUAUAUAAUCUUUAUAAUAUAUUUUUAUAAAUAAAUAUUGUAUUUUAUAGAAAUAAUAUUAUUAUAAAUGAAAUAUGAAAUAAAUUUGAUUUUCUGAAUUACCCAUA
This is a messenger RNA of Apis cerana (Asiatic honeybee), 2214 nucleotides long. RefSeq names its product LITAF domain-containing protein. The record is from RefSeq and is a predicted model, not a curated record. Gene Ontology annotation, molecular function: zinc ion binding. NCBI's taxonomy places the organism in Eukaryota, Metazoa, Arthropoda, Insecta, Hymenoptera, Apidae.